This is a messenger RNA of Lasiodiplodia theobromae, 1146 nucleotides long. Its product is annotated as Isopenicillin N synthase. The coding region runs from base 1 to 1146 and encodes 381 amino acids. Lineage: Eukaryota; Fungi; Ascomycota; Dothideomycetes; Botryosphaeriales; Botryosphaeriaceae. The transcript has 4 exons. Gene Ontology annotation, molecular function: dioxygenase activity. The record is from RefSeq and is a predicted model, not a curated record.
AUGGCUACUGUGACAACGACUCAUGCUGAGCCUGCAGACGAUGGAGAGUAUGUGUACUUCCACUCGGGGUCCCAGGCGACCUAUCGCAAAGUCAGCAAAGCGGCCAAGGGAGAGUUCACUACAAUUCCGGAGAUAGACAUCUCGAACAUCGACAGCCCUUUGCUAGACGAGAGGAAGGAGAUCGCGAGAAAAAUUUAUGAUGCUUGCAGCGUGUCCGGCUUCUUCUACCUGACCAACCAUGGCAUCCCCAAAGAAGUGCUGGACCAGACGUUCGAAACAAUGAGCAAGUUCUUUGCACUUGACCAUGAGACGAAAAUGGAUGCGCACGUGCAAAAGAACCCGGCCAUCAGAGGCUAUGAGCCGCCUUUGGAAACUCGGAACGAUCCAAGGACGAAAGGAGACUCUAAAGAGGCUUUUACCAUGGGGGACUGCGUGAUUGAGCCGGAGCAGGAUUAUAGGGGAAGAGUGGGCGCUGACCCUCCGUCGUACAUCAAGAAGCCUCAGAACAUCUGGCCAAAGGACGCUCCAUUCCUAAGGGAAGGGCUGUACAACUACUACAGCCAUGUUUUCCCGCUAGCAAUGAAGUUGGUCCGCAUCUUCGCACUUGCGUUCGGCCUGGGAGAAACGGCGCUUGAUGACAUGUUCAAGUUUCCGAUUACCGGAAUGCGAGCCUUGCACUACCCUCCAAUGCCACUGGAAGAGAGCGGAACCAUCGGCCUCGGAGCCCAUACAGAUUUCUCCUGGCUCACCAUGGUCCUGCAGGACUCGGUUCCGGCUCUUGAGAUCCUGAACAAAGACGGCCAAUGGGUACAAGCGCCCCCAAAGCCAAAUUCGUUCGUUUGCAACGUCGGCCAAUAUCUGGAGCGGCAGACCAACGGCAGAUUCGUGGCAACGGUUCACCGAGUCCGCAACCAGACGGGGGAGAGACGCUACUCGCUGCCAUUCUUCCUUACGCCAGACCCCGAUGCCAACAUCCACGUGCUGGACGGCUUUGUCGCAGCUGGGGAAGAACCGCAAUACGAGCCUUUCAAUGUCGGCGACUUGUACAUCCGCAGAGUUCUGCCUGCGCGACACAAGCACCCGACCAGCGUGAAGUACAAGGAUGUGCCAGAGUCUCAGUGGAAGUAUGAGUUGUUGUACGGCUGA